CCUUUCUCUCCUUUAUUUUGCUCUUCUCUUCUCUUUUCUUCUCUGUCGGCUAUUUAUCUGCAUCUACAUCUCUUUCUGUGUUCCCAUCCCAACUCCCUUAUUUCCCGUUCUCUUCAAUUCCCUCUCUCAUUCCUUCAAUUUCAUCUACACACUUCAUCUCCGAAGCGCAAUGACGGCGGAGGAGGUGGUGAACGUACACAGCAAGGAAAAUUCCGAUAACGCCGCCGAAGAUCAUCACAAGGUCGUUACGGAGCAUUGCAAUGGCGAUGUACGCGGUAAGGAAAUUUCUGAGAACGGUAAUGUCGGUGCCGGAGUUGUUUCUGAUUCCGUUGAUUCAGAUCCGAUCGUUACUGUUGACGGUAAUGGUGUAGCGUUGGAGGAUCACAAGGUGGAAGGUGAGUCUCGAGGUAAGGUUAUUACGGAAGAGCCUUGUGUAGUUUCGAAUGGUUCUGUUGACGAAACGACUACUGUUGAUGUCGUUGAACGGGAAGGAGAGAUUCGUCAAAACGGUUCGGGAUCUGAUGUGAAUAACGUUCAUGUUACUGAUACUGUUGCGGAGGUUGGUGACGAUAGCGAAUUCACAAGUGUGAAAAACGGUGUGUUGGAUAAACAACCGAAUGGAUGUGAUGUGGAGAAUCAGAGCGAGAUUCGUGAAGAAGUUACUGAUUCUGUUGUAGAGGAGGCAGAAUUGAAGGUUAAGGAUCGCGAAUUGGAGAGUGUUCAUAACGGUGCCGUUGAGGAGAAUGAGAUUGGCGUUGUUGCUGACGUGGACAAGAGUGAUCGUGAGUUGGAAGGUAGAGCUGUUGAAAACGGUGCGGUGGAUGGGGAUGGAGAAGGAGAUGUUAAAGAGAUUGAGAUUCCUGUUGUUGUUGAAGAAGUUGCUGUUGCUUCUACAGAGCCUGUGGUGUCUGUUGAUUCUGAUGUGGUGGAAACAACUGAAUCUAAAGACAGAGAAAAAGUGGAGAGUGAAAGUGUUGUUGAUGUAGAUGUUUCGGAUGAGAAGAAUAAAGUUCGUGAUACUGAAUUGGAAAGUGAAGUUGGUGGUGAAGUGAGUGAAUCAGCUGAGAAAAAUGAAAUUCAUGAUGCUGAGUCGAGAAAUGUAGUUGAUGCUGAAGUGAGUGAAUCAGCCGAGAAGAACGAAAUUCAUGAGGCUGAGUUGAAAAAUGUAGUUGAUGCUGAAGUGAGUGAAUCAGCUGAGAAGAACGAAAUUCCUGAUGUUGAAUCGGAAACUGUGGUUGAUGCUGAAGUGAGUGAAUCAGCUGAGAAGAACGGAAUUCCUGAUGUUGAAUUGGAAACUGCGGUUGAUGCUGAAGUGAGUGAAUCAGCUGAGAAGAAUGAAAUUCCUGAUGUUGAAUUGGAAACUGUGGUUGAUGCUGAAGUGAGUGAAUCAGUUGAGAAAAACGAAAUUCCCGUCCAUGAUAAUGGAGCCAGUGAUAAUAUCGAUGUGGAGGAAUGUGCAGUUGAAGAUAGUCAAAAUGGUGUAGAGAAGGUAUCGUCUGAGUCUGUCUCUGAUACUGUUGUUGAAAAUGGUUUGGCAGAUGUUGAGGUGAUCGCUGAGGAGAAAGUGAUUCCUAGUGAUAUCGGUGAAUUGGAGAGGUCUGUUGAGAUAUCAGAACCUCAAGUGGUUCUUCAAGGAAAAGAUUUAGCAGAAUUAAUCAAGUCAGGGACUUCUGAUGAUGCUGAUGAAGGUGUAAUUGAAAACGAACCUUCUGUUGAUACGAAGAACAUUGAAGAAGAGAGUGAGGCUGAACCUUCUGAUAAUGCUGUCAAGGAUGAUGAUAAAUCAAUUGAGGUGUCUGAGCCUGAGAUGAAAAACGAUGCAAUUGGUAGUGAAGCUGAACCUUCAACAGAAACAGUGGAGAGUGAAGUUGAAGUUUCAAACAAUGUGAUGCAGAGUGAGGCUGAUCCUUCUCUUCAUGUCCGAGAUUUGAAAACCGAUGUUGUGGGUAGUGUAGCUGAACCUUCAGUAGAAGCUGAACCUUCAGUUGAAGCUGAACCUUCUCUUCAUGUGCAAGAUUUGAAAACCGAUGUUGUGGGUAGUGUAGUUGAACCAUCAGUUGAAGUUGAACCAUCAGUUGAAGCUGAACCAUCAGUUGAAGCUGAAUCUUCAGUUGAAGCUGAACCUUCAGUUGAAGCUGAACCUUCAGUUGAAGCUGAACCUUCAGUUGAAGCUGAACCUUCAGUUGAAGCUGAAUCUUCAGUUAAAGCUGAACCUUCAGUUGAAGCUGAACCGUCAGUUGAAGAAAGCAUCCAGACUAAUGAAGAUUUGAAAACAUCCCAAGAAGCAUCUGCCUCUGAGGCUAUGGAUGCUCAGAAUAUGGUCACUGAGGUGGUGAGAAAGCCCUUCUAUUGGUUGAUCCGGGUUCCCAGAUACGAUGAUGAUGAAAAUAUAAAAGAGCAGAUUCAACAUGCUCUUCAACAAGUAGAAGAGAAAACUAAAAUCCGUGAUGAAAUUCGAGCUGAAAGCCAGACUAAAAAGGCCAUGUGUAAAGAGUAUGGGCAAGAAUUUAGAGCUGCAGUACAAGAAGAGAGAGCUUCAAGGGAGUUGCUCAAAUCCAAACGGCAGGAGAUGGAUUCAGUUCAAUCCACCAUGAAUAGAUUAAAUAAUGCAAUUUCUGUAGGAGAUAUCGAUAGCAAGAUUAGAAACAUGGAACACAUGAUUCAGCAUGAAACUCUGCCUCUAAAAGAAGAAAAGCAAUUGAUACGCCAAAUCAAACAAUUGAAGCAGAGUCGUGGCGAGCUGUCUACUAUUAUAGCAAAACAGGAUCAAUCACAAUCUCUUGACGAAAAAGACAAUAUUGAAGAGCAAUCUAAGCAAUUACAGCUCUUGAGGAAGGAUUUAGAUGUGCUUAGAAAUAAUGUUCUGAAGGCAGAAGCAGUAACUAAAGCAGCAAAGAAGAAAUAUGAUGAAGAAAGUAAUCAAGUGAGUGAGGUUCUUGCUCGAUUUAAGACUGCUGAUGACAUUCGUCAAGAAGCUUUUGUCAAGCUACAGAUUUUGAAAAGGAAAUUACAUGAAAAGAGCAAAUAUUUUUGGGAAUACAAAAAUGCUUCAAUUAAAGCUCAAGAACUAGCAGUACAAGGGAAGAAAGAGGAGGUGCAAAGCUUAUGUAUUGAUGAGGCUGAGCGAAUACAUGAGAUGUGGAAGAAUGAUGAGUUCAGAAAGAACUAUCUCCGGUGCAACACCAGGAGUACACUGAGGAGACUGCAAACUUACGAUGGCCGAAUGCUUGGUCCUGAUGAAGAGCCACCAGUGAUUCCUACUAAUACCUUCAUUGAAAGAGCUUCUAAAAAUGAUUCUUUGGUCUCGCGAUCAACUCCUGAACAACAAAAGAAAUCAAUACCAACUGAAUCCGUUACUGUUAAUGCAAAGGAUGAACCCGCUACCAAGGUUGUGGUACAAAAACCUGAAAUAAGUCAGACAACUAAUGCUAAAAAGCCCGCAAAACCUGCUCCUUCAGAGAAGAAGUCAGCAGUUCCAGUUCGUCGUUGGGGUGACGAGUCUGAUGAAGAUAAGGAACCUAAGGAACCUGUGAAAACAAAGGAGGAAGAGGAGCAAAUCUUAAAGGCUGAAAAGGCGAGGAAGGAGGAAGAAGAAGCAAAGCUGAAGGAAAUGAAAAGGCUAGAGGAAAUUGAGAAAGCUAAGGAGGCACUGCAAAGGAAAAAGCGUAAUGCAGAGAAGGCCCAACAAAGGGCUCUCUAUAAGGCACAAAAAGAAGCUGAGCAAAAAGAGAAGGAAAGGGAGAAAAGAGCAAGGAAGAAGGGAAAGAAAAAAGCAGUUUCUACUGAAGAUGCUGUGGAGAAAAUAGAACAAGAUUCUGCAGCUUCUCCUAGCUCUGAAACUCUGACAAGAACUAUAGAAGAAUCUGAUCAGAGUGAGAAACCAGUUGAGGUAACAAAAAGGACGGUAAAACCAUCUCAAUUCAUAAAGCAGAACAAGGUAAAAUCUCUACCUAUGUCAAUUCGCAACCGGGGAAAGAGACGAAUUCAACCAUGGAUGUGGGUUCUAAUUGCCGUUCUGGUUAUUGCUGCCUUGUUUUAUAUUGGGAAUAACAGCUCCUUGAGAUCUUCGUUUCAAAGCUUUGGUUUCUGAUGAAACUCCAGAGUUAAAAAACUUGCUUCGAUGCUAAGCAAUCAUUAGGUGUUUGCCUUGGGGGAUGAUACCCUUAUAUAUUUAUUGCAUAUAUACAUAUAGAAGCAAUUCUUUUGGUGCCUUUACAAUUUUUUGCUUCUAGUUUUUGGUCUUUAGUCAUUAAUAUUAUUUUCUUCAAACCAAUAUUUGUUACUUUCUGAUGUGAUGCGAUUUUAACUGGAUGAUUGCUUAUGCGACCAAUUAUUAUGGUAAUAAAUUAUUGUGAUUGUGGGUUUUUUUAAA
Vicia villosa (hairy vetch) is the source of this 4372-nucleotide messenger RNA. RefSeq lists its product as uncharacterized. The record is from RefSeq and is a predicted model, not a curated record. Lineage: Eukaryota; Viridiplantae; Streptophyta; Magnoliopsida; Fabales; Fabaceae. The coding region runs from base 170 to 4090 and encodes 1306 amino acids. The transcript is spliced from 8 exons.